UCGAUGUACGGCUUUGCGGCGUUCGGUACCCCGCCAAAGUUUUUAUUUACAGAAAUAUUAAUUACAAUAAUAGCGUGAUUUAUACAAAUUUAGAGAGAAGCAAGUCGAGUGAUCAUGGACGAAGUCGAUAACGCCCAGAUAAUUGUUAUCGCGGACGAUGUCUGCAGCAGAGCGGGUAUCGCGACAACUUGGAUCAAUAGCAACAGAUUCGGGAUACACGCGUACAAACAUGUGGACAAAUCUUCGCCAGAUGCCAAAAGUAAAUUUGCGCCUUGCGAUGCCAAAGUACAUUUUCUCCGACCGGAAAUCAUAUUAUUCUCACCGCUUUUGCGUAAGCUGGUUAACGAGAGCAACGGUAUCUUUCUGUCGGUUCAGAAGCUCAAGUCUUCCUCUUCCGGUGACAUUAGGCCGGAGCUUCUUAAGCACAGCAAACAAUAUAGGUCUAUAUUGAGAGCCUGCGUGGAAAACUUGCAAGAGAUACUACCGAAGGAGCCGUUAUCGGAAGAGAAGACGAUGCUGGAAAAUUUUCUCACUAUCUUUUACCAGGUGGAAUGCGUCUGGCAUUUAACGGAAAUUCUCUACGUCGACGUUGUACCAGGCGACGUUGUGCUACCGCAAUUAUUGGAGUGGAUCAGCUUUCAUUUUCCCUCGAGAGAACUCGCGGCGUCAAAAAUUUUGUCGCAGAAGACGAUCGGUGCGGAUUUAGAAAAUCCGAAUUAUUGGGAGGCUGUGAUGGGCUGUGCGUUCCACGGUAAAUUAAAUAUAGUUUGCCGCCUCCUGGCGAUGCACAGCAAAGCGGACCAUUCGGCGUUCGUUACUGCGGACAAUAUUAUUAGAACAAUGCCCGUGUACAAUGUAUACGGCGGAUAUUCUGUAAACGAAUUUAUUAUGCGAUGGAAGCACUGGCAAAUGGAUCUUUGCUCAAAUCUAGAGACCAACUACUUCGUUAUAGAUAGCAAUUUGGAGAUGCUUAUGAAGUUGAUAUCGGGAGACGAAUCGGUAUUGUGGGAAUAUUCCAUGUAUACGGAAGCGUGGUACGAAUUAUUGGCAGCGAAGUUAUUUUAUUCAGCUCCCUGCUGCAAACAGAUGGAACUUUCGCGCUACGCAAACAGCGUGGUCGAAAGAUGGCAAGCUAACAGACAUCUAGAUCGUGUAAUCCUUGCUUUAAUGGAAAAUGAUUUGUAUCAGGUUAUCAAAGAGAUACAAUAUAUGAGCGAUAACGGCUGGUUCGCAGCCCACCUGAUGGACCUGUUGUACAAGUGUGGAAAAUUAAACAUUUUCAGCAAAGAAAAGACCAACGUGACUGCCCAGCUUCAUGAAUCCCUCAUAUUGGAGUACGGCACUACAUUGAUGAGCCAGCGUUCAUUGUGGCAGUGCGGCGCGAGUUACUUGAUACAUUGCCCCACGCAAGGUUUAGCUAGGCUGGAGAUCCUGUUGCAGUCGCUACCAACGGGCACGGAGGCGAGAAUCAACAAAAUCAUUGACGUCGCGCGGGACAAUAAUAUGCCGCACGUUGUCACUAGCAUAUGCAAGAUCCAAGGAAUGAGGAGCAUAAGACAGGGGAGAUUGGGCAACGCUCUUACGUGGGCGCUCAAGGCACACGACGGCAAUUUCACCACGUACAUCGCGGACCAAUUUUUGAAGCAUUACGCGGAAUACGGGGAAUUGGAAUGUCGCGAUCUGCUCGAGAACUUGGGCUCCUGCAUGUUGGCCAGCGACAGACUCACAUUUUUAGGCAAAUAUUGUGAGUUUCAUCAUGUGUACGGAAUGGACGAACAUCGCGAAGCGGCAAGCCUAUUGGUGUCCCUUCUAGUUUCGAAUUUGACGCCGAAGUAUUUUUGGUCCAUUUUGCUCACGGACGCUAUACCGCUGUUGGAAGCGGAAGACGUGAUCUUUUCGUCCAACGAUUGCUACGAGUUACUACGUUGCGUAGAGGCUCAUGGGGACGAUCCGAAAUUUCAAGACAAGGUUACCGCCUUCCGACUAGCCGUUGCACGAAAUCUCGCACGAGCUUUAAGUUUAGAAGGCUGCCAGGCCGAUCAUUGACCGCAUUCACUGUUGUAUUAUCUAUUGUAUAGUGAUAUCUCCAGUAUCUUCCUUUAAUAAAUUGUAACUAAAUUUACAAAUACAUUUUCUAAUUAU
Messenger RNA from Temnothorax curvispinosus, 2142 nucleotides. It is a transcript of the gene Nup75, whose product is annotated as nuclear pore complex protein Nup85-like. The transcript has 9 exons. The record is from RefSeq and is a predicted model, not a curated record. Gene Ontology annotation, molecular function: structural constituent of nuclear pore. The coding region runs from base 115 to 2046 and encodes 643 amino acids. Gene Ontology annotation, biological process: protein import into nucleus; mRNA export from nucleus; positive regulation of DNA-templated transcription. Gene Ontology annotation, cellular component: nuclear pore outer ring. NCBI's taxonomy places the organism in Eukaryota, Metazoa, Arthropoda, Insecta, Hymenoptera, Formicidae.